AUGGCGGAGCAGAUGGACACAAAGAAGCAGCAGGAGCUCCAAGCCAAGUAUACUGGCUACAAAAGCGGCCUCGAACAAAUCGCACGCAAGCUCGGCGACAUCGAGCAGGAACUAGAGGAGCACCGACUUGUCCUCGAGAGUCUGGAAAAAUUACCUACGGAACGUAAAUGCUUCCGUAUGAUCAACGGGGUGCUAGUUGAGCGCACUGUCGCGGAUGUCGUUCCCGCUCUCCAGACCAAUUCAGAUGGUUUGCGCCAGGUGCUCAAUGAGCUCGUCAAACAAUACACGAGCAAGCAGCAGGAAAUGGAUAAAUGGAAGAAGAAAAAUAACAUCCAAAUAAUGCAACAAUGA
Blumeria graminis f. sp. triticale is the source of this 351-nucleotide messenger RNA. The record is from the annotation of a GenBank genome assembly. NCBI's taxonomy places the organism in Eukaryota, Fungi, Ascomycota, Leotiomycetes, Helotiales, Erysiphaceae.